AUGAAAGGAGGUUUCGAAAGUGAUUUAAUCUACUUUUCCCCGACCUCUCGCCUGCUCUACCAGCUCCUGAUCUACCCCAUAGUGUCCAUAGGAUUCUUCGCUAACCUAGGGGUGCUAGUCCGCCUCUUCCUCAUCCCCGGGAAGACCUGUCUGAAGCCCUUCUACAGAGCCUCACUGGUAUCCCUCGCCCUCUCCGACCUCCUCCUCCUGGGGACCACUGGGCCCAACCUCCUCGCCACCUUGUCCUCCAGCACAGUCCUCUGGCGCCUCCAGGAGUGGGCAUGCAUAGUCCUGCCGUUCCUCCAGACUGUCGCCGUCCUCGUGGCCUCACUGAUCCUCGCAGGAGUCGCAAUCGAUCGAUUUUCCGCCUUCAAACGGAAAAUCUCGAUCGCCCGGGGUCCCGGCUGGACCCCGACGAUCGUUUAUGUUCUACUUGUCUGGAGUGUAGCUGCUGGAGCGGCGUAUCCAGUUUUGGAUCUGUAUAAACCCCAGAGUCUUCAAAUAAUAAACAACUCAACGAUUUACCGGGGCGUUCUGUGUAUGAAUGAUCGAGAAAGAGCGAAAACAGCUUACAUCGGUCUAUUCAUCGUCAUCUUCCUGCCUCUCACCAUCGUCUUCCUCGCGGUACACAUCUUAUUGGCAGUGAGUAUCAACCAGAAGAAGUCACCAGGGGAAACUUCAAGGUCGGAGACUAAUUUUUCAAGUGAAAAUUCAACAGCGUCUACUGAUGUUGAACGACGUAAACCGGGGAUUCCCAAGAUUAGGGCUCCCCUUCCAGCGCAUGUGCAAAGGAAGCGAAGGACUAUUCGCGUGAUUCUUCUUUUGAUUCUCGUGUUCGUCGUGUGCAGGCUUCCUCAGUGGGCUUUUCUCCUAUUCAAGACCAUCAGCAUUAUGCGAGGGUGGAUCUGGUGGCACCUCCAGGUCAUGCUCUCCACCUUAUCUCUCUUCAACGCCGCCAUUCACCCGUUUUUGUACGCAUUUUUGAACGAGGCGCUGUCUAUUGUCAAUUGGAUUCGUUUAAUCUGCUCGAGAAAGCGAGAGUCAGUAGAUAUCGAGAUCACUGAGUCGAGGAUCAAGGAGAGGAGCUCCUCGGGAGAGCCUAACAUUCCCAGGAGGCCAUAGAGUCCUUACGGAUGUUCUGGCGAGAUAAAAAUCCCUUGAAAUUCCUCAAAUUUUGUUUAAAUAUUCUUAGAUAUAGCCUGAAGCCCUGUGUGAUGUUUUUUAUGUUUCAAAACCGUCGGUCGAAUACUAUAAAUAAAUCAUUCAAUAACGGAAGUGGGAAGAUGCACAGGUCGAGUGUAAAAAUGGAGCGAAUUCAGCAAUAAAUACAUCCACUCAAUAUUAUUUAUCAUUUAUUAUUAUCGAGAAUGACAAGCGAUUGCACGAAAAAUUAUUAUUCUUCGUGCACAAUUUCAUGAAAGGAGAUUUUUCGAAGAAAUAAAAAAAAAUCACACCCCAUGAUAUGUCAUAUUUAGAGUUCAAACUUUAUGAGCUUUUUAAGAUUAUCUCCAGGACUGCCAGCGGGUUCAAAUCGCAGCAGAUCGAGGGCUCGUGUCAGGUGACUGGCACGAGCUUCUCCGGGACAGAAUGAGAGUUCUCGAAGGGCUACAGCUGUGUACAGAGCCAGCCUUCCUCCAUAGGGAUCCAAGACGGAGGUUGUUUCCAAGAUUCUUCUGCAGAUCUCCAGCUUUCUUGGAUCGUUAGGGAGCAGGAGCUGAAUGAGCGAGUGGCCAACAGCUAUGCAGUGUUGGUGACCAGGAUGCAGAAGAACCAGAAGUCUAAAAAGUUGGUACAGAAUAUGGAACACAAGAUCGGUGAAUGAAAAUUGAAUUCUUCGAAAAUUUAUCAUUUUUUUCUGUCUUUUUUAUCGUUUUAUUUAUUUUCCAUUUUACCUCGAGUAUAAAUCACCUAGUGUUUCCUUCUUCGCCGACGCCAUCACAUUUUCAACGUCUUCACCGAGUCUCUCCGUCAACUCGACAACUUCUUGCGCUGUCAGAAGACCUGGAGAAGAAUCAAAUUAAAUUUUAUAAGUUGUUUAACGUGAGAAUGUUUCUGAGUCACCUGGA
Molecule: messenger RNA, 2066 nt
Organism: Diachasmimorpha longicaudata
Lineage: Eukaryota; Metazoa; Arthropoda; Insecta; Hymenoptera; Braconidae
Product: QRFP-like peptide receptor
Exons: 3
Coding region: 1-1122 (373 amino acids)
Biological process (GO): G protein-coupled receptor signaling pathway
Cellular component (GO): plasma membrane
Molecular function (GO): G protein-coupled receptor activity
Source: RefSeq, a predicted model, not a curated record